ACUCACACAACGUCUGCGAGCGUCUCAUGGGUUGCGAUCUCACUUGAUGACAUGCCACGGUCCUUUCUAGUGAAAAGUAAGAGGGCGGGGCAUCACUCCACACGCUCCGCCCACUCUCAGCAUCACCAUUAUGAUGGAUGGACAUCCAGUAGUCAUUCACCAGUAGUCAUUCAUCCAAAGACUUCGGAAUCGGUGCCCUGUACAGACACGGACAUCAGCAGAACCGAGCAACCAUCUGUGAUCUGGAGCGAUACGAAAACUGACGCUCCACCUGGAGCAGGACACCGGUCUUCUCCUGGAGCAGCGGAUAGAGAGACAGAUGUAGAGCGACUGGUUCAAGUGUUUCUCACUCACCAUCAGCUUCUGAACAUUCGGACGUCCCUGUGUGAGUGUUUAUUCUGUGAGAAGCUUUUGUCUUCUGCCGUCGGCCUGGCGUCUCACUUGCACAAGUCACAUGUCAACAGAGCUGCUCUCCCAUUGGCUGGAACACUGAGCCACGCCCAGCAGCAGUAUGAGUACAGACCGAUGGAGAAUCUCAGGGGGAAGGAGAGGAGUUUUGAAUGUAAGAUUUGUGGUAAAGUAUUUAAGAGAUCAUCGACUCUCUCCACACACCUGCUGAUCCACUCGGACACAAGACCGUUCCCGUGUCCUUACUGCGGCAAGAGAUUUCACCAGAAAUCUGACAUGAAGAAGCAUACCUUUAUACACACAGGUGAGAAACCUCAUGUGUGUGCGGUGUGCAGUAAAGCAUUCAGUCAGAGCUCCAAUCUGAUCACACACAGCAGAAAACACAGCAGCUAUCGGCCGUUCAGCUGCCCGCACUGCACGCUCAGCUUUCAGAGGAGAGUGGAGCUACAGCGCCACCUACAGACACACACUGACAACAACAACAGCAGCAGCAGCAGCCUGUUUCAUGGGACCUGAGAGAGACCCGCCUGUUUUACAACAUGCACCAUUUAUAUUCACCAUAAAGAAUAAAGAGAAUGUAUGCGUUUAUGUUGUAAUAAAGAUUUUUACUUUUACACAUAAAUGCAAGUAAAUGAAAGUACA
This is a messenger RNA of Paramisgurnus dabryanus, 1050 nucleotides long. Lineage: Eukaryota; Metazoa; Chordata; Actinopteri; Cypriniformes; Cobitidae. The record is from RefSeq and is a predicted model, not a curated record.